AUGGGCAAGGUUCAAAUUAAGCCCAAAGUGAAUCUGUCUUCAUAUGUCCACUUUUUACUAAACUGCAGGAACAAGCACAAGGAACAACAGCCAAAUGCUUACAUCAACUUCAAAGAAUUCUCCAAAAGGUGCUCAGAAAAGUGGAAGACAAUCUCUAAGCAUGAAAAGUCCAAGUAUGAAGCCAUAGCCAGAAUGGACAAAGCACGCUACCAGAAAGAAAUGAAAAAUUAUGUUCCCCCACCAGGAAUGAAGAAAAGGAAAAGAAAGAAGAAGGACCCCAAAGCUCCCAAGAGGCCACCCUCAUCUUUUCUUCUCUUCAGUCGGGAGCAUUAUACAAAGAUCAAAAAUGACAAUCCACAAUGGUCCGUGAUAGAAGUGGCAAAGCUCCUGGGGGAGAUGUGGUCCAAAAAGUCAGAGCAGGACAAGCAGCCUUAUGAAGAAAAGGCAGCUAGACUGAGGGCCAAGUACCACCAAGAACUCACCACCUAUCGGGUUAAUCAUGGUCAGGGAUGUUCAAGGAAGAAGGGACCAGAGACCUCUGGCCAGUAUCAGAACAGAAAGAAAUCCAAGUCAGACAAGAGUGAUGACUAUGAUGAAUCUGAUUCAGAAGGCGAGCUGGAUUAG
Messenger RNA from Vombatus ursinus (common wombat), 624 nucleotides. It is a transcript of the gene HMGB4, whose product is annotated as high mobility group box 4. Gene Ontology annotation, molecular function: DNA binding, bending. The transcript has a single exon. The coding region runs from base 1 to 624 and encodes 207 amino acids. Gene Ontology annotation, biological process: regulation of transcription by RNA polymerase II. Lineage: Eukaryota; Metazoa; Chordata; Mammalia; Diprotodontia; Vombatidae. The record is from RefSeq and is a predicted model, not a curated record.